This is a messenger RNA of Prorocentrum cordatum, 192 nucleotides long. NCBI's taxonomy places the organism in Eukaryota, Dinophyceae, Prorocentrales, Prorocentraceae. The record is from the annotation of a GenBank genome assembly.
GGGCCGGGACCGGAAGCUCUGCCCGCCCGACGCGGGCGCCCCGAAAGCCUGGGCGCCCGCCGCGAGCUCCGAGCCCCCGGUGCUCCGCACCAGGAUGCCCGCACACUACGCGGAGCGCAGCGCCCACGCGUCCCCGCGCGGGGACUACUUCCUCAGCGGCAGCGAGGACCAGGACGAGCACCUGCUCGGAAG